Messenger RNA from Theobroma cacao (cacao), 3355 nucleotides. Its product is annotated as zinc finger CCCH domain-containing protein 56. Lineage: Eukaryota; Viridiplantae; Streptophyta; Magnoliopsida; Malvales; Malvaceae. Gene Ontology annotation, molecular function: protein binding; metal ion binding. The record is from RefSeq and is a predicted model, not a curated record.
UUUUGCAUUUUGACCUUUAUCUUUCUAGACUUCCUUCAAUGGAAAUUAACUUUCGCUCCCUUUCUUCUUCUUCUUGCAUUCUCUCCUGUUAUCUCCGAACAGUUUGGUGCAGUUACCAUCUCAAAAUCUCAGAACAAGCAAGCUGUGCUUUUCUUAUUUCUUUUUUUUCCCCCAAUUUUUAAAUUUUUUUUUUUGGUUUUGAAUUUAGUUUAAGAUUUGUUUAAUCGAAUUCUUAUAUGAUUCUUGCAAAGUUGAACGAUUGCUUGACCAGUUCUUUCCUUUUUUUUUUGGUUUUAAAUAUGUUUGGUUGGCGAGAAAAUGGAAAAGUCAAAGAUAUUUGAAUGUCAAAUAGCUUUUUUCUUGAGCAGCUAUGCAAUGCAAUGUUAGUAUGACUCAGCCUGAUAUGGAAUUCAUUUAUUAAUUUUAAUAACCAUUGAGGUUCUCGUUUGAAAAUUUCAUUAUUUCUUUUUCUUACUAAUCACAUUGAUUUUCUUGUUCAUUGAAUUUUCGUAAUUACACCCUCAAUUUCUAGAAGUUAUAUUUUCAACAAUUACCACUUUCUAGAAUAUAAAUUUAAAUUUUUUCUUUCUUUUGAGUUAAGCCCUGUAAAUUCGAGUCUUGAUUUAUUGUUAAAAAUUUGGAAUUAUAAAGUAUUUUCAAAAUGAGCUUGUUUUUAGGUUACUCCAAAGCUUUACUUAUUAGCAAAUCAAGAUUUCCGGAAAAAUUGAUUUGUCCCCUUUUUCUAAUUUAGUCCUUCUUUUCCUAUAUAUACCCCAGUUCCUAAUCUCCAUUGAUAAUUUUUCUGAUAAUUCUCUUCGAAAUCCAGUUUCUGAUGGAUUGGAUUGAAGCAUGUGUGGCGGUCUAGAGCAGUUAAAUAUGAAGACUACUGCUCCAUCCUCGUCUCUGGAAACCAAAACAAUGGAUUGUCUAACUGGAGCGGUAGGUAGUGAAUGUUCGUUCUCUGUCUUGCUUGAGUUUGCUGCUGAUAAUGAUGUUGAGGGAUUUCAGAGAUCUAUAAGGGAUGUUUCUUUGGUUGGUGAGGUUGGACUUUGGUAUGGUCGACGUAAGUGUACGAAACAAAUAGUGGUGGAGCGUAGAACUCCGUUAAUGAUUGCUGCUAAAUAUGGUAGUGUUGAUGUUGUGAACUUAAUUCUUUCUUUACCAGAGGUAGAAGUGAAUCUCUCGUGUGGCCCAGAUAAGAGCACUGCUCUUCACUGUGCUGCUUCUGGUGGAUCUAUUAGAGCUGUUGAGGUGGUCAAGUUGCUUUUACUUGCUGGUGCUGAUCCUUGUCUUACUGAUGCCAAUGGACAUCGCCCCUUCGAUGUUAUUGUUUCUCCUUGGAAUAUGCCCCAGAUGAAAGUAGCCCUUGAAGAGCUCUUAAAUAAUGCCGCUUCUGUUUGUCUUGAGAAUUUGCAUGAGUUGACUGUUAGUUUGAGAUCUAGUUCAUCGUCCCUCUCAACUUCUCUGGGUAGUGGUUCCUCAUCCCUUGUAUCAGAUGCAAAGAUAUCUUUAGUUACAUGUAAGCCUGCUGAUAACAAUAUUUCUUCUGCUCCAGACAGGAAGGAGUAUCCUGUUGAUCCAUCUAUUCCUGAUAUUAAGAGCAGCAUUUACGGCACUGAUGAGUUUCGUAUGUUCUCAUUUAAGAUCCGACCUUGUUCCCGAGCUUAUUCCCAUGAUUGGACAGAGUGUCCUUUUGUUCAUCCAGGUGAAAAUGCUCGAAGAAGAGACCCAAGAAAGUUUCAUUAUAGUGGCGUGCCAUGUCCUGAUUUUCGUAAAGGGACCUGUAAGCGUGGAGAUUUAUGUGAAUAUGCUCAUGGUGUUUUCGAAUCCUGGCUGCACCCUGCCCAGUACAGAACUCGGCUCUGCAAAGAUGGGACAACUUGCAAUCGUCGUGUCUGCUUCUUUGCCCAUAGACCUGAGGAACUGCGACCACUUUAUGUGUCCUCUGGAAUGUGUAUUCAGUCUCCUCAAUCCGCUGCCUCUGCUGUGACUACAAUGGAUAGGGCUGCAGCCAUGAACCUUUUGCCUGGUUCUCCCUCAGCGUUGUGUGCAAUGUCAAUGUCUCCAUUUUCUCCAGCCAUGUCACCUUCUGCAAAUGGUAUUUGUCAGUCACCCGUAGGUUGGCCUCAACAACAUGUGCCAACUUUGCAUCUGCCUGGCAGCAAUAUUCAAGCAAGCCGUUUGAAGUCUUCUUUCAAUGCAAGAGACAUGCCUGCAAUGGAGCUUAAUAUGUCACCGAAUUUUGAUUUGCAUCAGCAACAGCAUCUUAAUAGUUUGUCCUGUCUUUCACAACCACACUUGGUUACUAAGUCUGCAAAUUUAGAUGGGCUUUUUUUGACUGAGUUCUCUUCUCCUCAAUAUCCUGAUCAAGUGACUGCUAUGCCUAUGUUAUCUUCUGCGCAUAAAUCUGUGCUUCUGAAUCAGCUACACCAACAGCAAAGGGUGUUAUCUCCAAUCAAAACAAACAUCUUCUCUCCAAAGAAUGAUCACCCUCUUUCGCAGUCUGCAUUUGAUGCUUCCUUGUCAGAAAGAUUUUCACCUUGGCACGUGGAGCCUUUAUCCCCAUUGAACUCUCGGUUUUCUGCUCAUACUAAUCUUGAGAAGCAGUUUCGCGGCCUAAGCUCACAGGAACUUGAAUAUAAGCUCUCAGAUGAUUUAGAAUCAAAAGGUACUGUUGGUUCCCCUGUAAAUUCUUGGUCAAAACGGGAGACCCCCAAUGAUAAAGUAGAUUGGUCAGUUCAAGAAGAUGAAUUAGGUCAGUUUUGUAAAUCAUGUUCUCUUGGACAUCAUGAUAUGGAACCUGCAGUUUCGUGGGUUCAAUCACUGGUGAAGGAAUCUCCAUCUGCUUUGGCCACAGCUGCAGCCUCAAGCCAGACGCUUUCUGUUGAGGGCUCUAACUCCCAUAGUGAUUUCGGUGAUCACGCAACUUUUGGAGCAUGGCAUGAGCUCUUGAAGCUUGAUAAGAUUAUGGCUUAGUGAAAACAUUAUUGUUUUUGCCAAGCUGGUUUAUUAAAACUGAAUUGUUUAUUAUUUGGUUGGUUGGUGAUAUGGGAAUUAACAAGAUAGAGGAAGACAAUGUACAGAGAAAGGAAUAGGUAUUAUCCCCAUUUAUUUAUUGCCAUCACAGAACAAGUCAAGAAGGGAUGAGAAUACCAGCCCUGGGUCAGGAAAUUUUCUCACUGCAAUUUUCCUUCAAAUUCUUUGUUUGUAGAAUAAGUUACAUGUUCCAUUGACAUGUUGCCAUCCUAUUGUUUUAUUAUUAUUUGAAUCUAUUGUUUCUGCAUAUGAAUUUGCAAUGGAAUUCAACAGGUUGAAGAUUUCUUUUUCAAUAGUAUGUUGUCAAUUUGUUGGGUCC